Molecule: messenger RNA, 1050 nt
Organism: Populus nigra (black poplar)
Lineage: Eukaryota; Viridiplantae; Streptophyta; Magnoliopsida; Malpighiales; Salicaceae
Product: protein MODIFYING WALL LIGNIN-1
Exons: 3
Coding region: 158-790 (210 amino acids)
Source: RefSeq, a predicted model, not a curated record
ACAAAAUACGCCCAAUCCGCACUUCACACUUCACAGUACUCCACCAACUUUACCCUUCCUCCUCAGACAAAGGGACACAGGCACCUUUAUCUUUAUUUUGUGGUUCUUUAGGAGGGGGGAGAGAGGGAGGGAGGGAGAGAGAGAGAGAGAGAGAGAGAUGGAAAGAAAGGCCCUGGUGUUAUGCAGUGUUGUGGGUCUGUUGGGGCUAUUAUCAGUUGCUACAGGUUUUGGUGCAGAAGCAACAAGGAUUAAGGGUUCUGAGGUUCAGUUCACAUCUGCAACGCAAUGUACCUAUCCUCAGAGUCCAGCACUGGGUCUUGGUUUGACUGCAGCUGUGGCUCUUACUAUUGCUCAAGUAAUUAUUAAUGUUGCAACUGGGUGUGUUUGUUGCAAAAGAAGCCAACACAGUUCAAACUCAAAUUGGACAACAGCUUUUGUCUGCUUUGUUAUUUCCUGGUUCACAUUUGUAAUAGCAUUUCUUCUUUUGUUGACUGGUGCCGCCCUCAACAAUCAGCAUGGUGAAGAGACAAUGUACUUUGGCAAUUACUAUUGCUAUGUUGUAAAGCCUGGCGUCUUUGCAGGUGGUGCUGUCUUGGCCUUUGCAAGCGUGGCCCUUGGGAUUCUUUGUUAUCUCACCUUAAAUUCUGCCAAAGACAGUAACGAUCCAUGGCCAAAUCCUCCUCUUUCUAGUCAAAGUGGCAUAGCCAUGGGGCAGCCCCAGUUUGCACCACAAACUCAAGACCCUGUUUUUGUACACGAAGAUACAUAUAUAAGACGACAGUUCACUUAAUUGGUAAUUUCUCGGCCCACCCUUUGUAUUGUACUGCAAAUGUCUUAGAAAAUAUGCUGGUAUUGGGCUUCAAAGUUUAUCCUGACUGCAGCGCGCAUUGUUGAGAAGGGUGGGUUUUUUUGGGUUGCGUCCUGUUUCAUGUGCUUGCAGUGGUGUAAUAUUGACCUUUAUAUCUUGUAUUUUCAUGGGUUGACUGUCACAAAUUGUUCGUAUGUAUAUUUACCUUAUGGAAAGUGGGCCUCUAUGAUUUUGGUUCUCUA